UCCUUAUUUGCAUGCCUUCAGGCAGUGGGUUGGACUGCACGCAUCACAUGGUCAACAAAACCCGAGGCAUCAUCACCCUGUACCGCCACCAAAGGGCAGCGUUUGCCAUCACCAGUAAGAGGGGGCCGACCCCUAAAGCCCCAAAGACCCCCACAACGGAGCUUCCUCCUGGCAGCACCAUCAGCUCUGAUAAUGAUGAGAGCAAGAAGCCGUUACUCAUUCAGAGACGAGGGGCGGAGUUCUCCCUGACAACUGUUGCCAGGCACUUUGGCUCAAACUUCACCAAGUCUCUGCCGUACCUAUGGGAGAACACCGUAGGACCACUAAGGACAGCAGUGACUGAAAAACAACACAUAG
Messenger RNA from Notothenia coriiceps (black rockcod), 357 nucleotides. Its product is annotated as TATA-binding protein-associated factor 172-like. The transcript is spliced from 2 exons. The record is from RefSeq and is a predicted model, not a curated record. The annotation marks the transcript as partial. NCBI's taxonomy places the organism in Eukaryota, Metazoa, Chordata, Actinopteri, Perciformes, Nototheniidae.